AUGUAUCUGGCCCGGCUACCCAGGGACAGACGACGUGUGUUUCUGAAGGGGAAAAUGGGGAGGGGGCGGCUCGUUCCGGCAGGCACCUUGCUGUUUUUUUUCAAGGACACAUCCUUUUCGCCUUCUGUCGAGCAAAGGGUCGCCUCUGCCGCGAUGCAUGAGGAGAAAGCGAUAUGGCUGCUCGCAAACACACACAAAGCUUGGGGCCCCUUUGCUGCUGUGACCCCCCGUUGCGCCGCCCGAGGCCUCUUUUCUUUAAGAGCAAUUGCACUUGCGCUUUCUGGUUUUUUGCACAUUUAUUGCGCUUCCCCCUCGCGUCCCCCCCGUUACUUCGCUACCAGCACUUUCUAUGGGUCUGAGGAGAGGAGGCCCCUGCGGUUUGCAAUUGCCUGGCUCCCCGACAUCCCCCCUCCUUUCAUUGUCAUGUUGUUAGGCCUCUGCCUUGAUCUCUCUGCUCCCAGGGCAGCCACAUCCGGCAAGGAACUGGAGUGGAGAAAGGUAUUCAAGAUGGCCGCCACACAAGGCCUGACCCUUAGAGAGGACCUUAAGAUGGGGACGCUAAUCUAG
Molecule: messenger RNA, 567 nt
Organism: Podarcis lilfordi (Lilford's wall lizard)
Lineage: Eukaryota; Metazoa; Chordata; Lepidosauria; Squamata; Lacertidae
Source: the annotation of a GenBank genome assembly